Molecule: messenger RNA, 1309 nt
Organism: Macrobrachium nipponense
Lineage: Eukaryota; Metazoa; Arthropoda; Malacostraca; Decapoda; Palaemonidae
Product: regucalcin-like
Exons: 8
Coding region: 174-1148 (324 amino acids)
Biological process (GO): L-ascorbic acid biosynthetic process
Molecular function (GO): calcium ion binding; gluconolactonase activity; enzyme regulator activity
Source: RefSeq, a predicted model, not a curated record
UCUAGAUAUAACAUUUCCUUAUCGUUGCAGCUCAAAGGGCUUGUGAUGACAGACUGAUUUAGUUCCACGUUAAAUUUCAAGUGAUUCCUGUUAACAGUAGUAUAAGCAACGUCUUCAAAAUUAGUUCCAAGUGUCGAGAUCUGAAGAAACAGCAAUCAAAUAUCGAGAAAAAAAUGUCAGGAGUGAAAGUUGAACAGUUGCCGGUCCCUUGUCUGUACUUGGGGGAGGGUCCCCACUGGCAGGAGGAUUUAGAGGCACUGCUUUACGUCGAUGUCUUCAACAAGGCGGUUUGUCGUUACUUCGUCAACACUGGCAGACACCAAGUUCUGCAUAUAGAUGACGGUGGGAAGGCCAAGUCAGUCACCCUCGUGGUGCCAGUGGAGGGCAUGAAGGAGUGGUACGUGGUGUCCGUGGGGAACACUUUGUGCGCCGUUCACUGGAAGGUGUCAGAUCCUGACGACCAUACCGUCGUACCAAAAGUCCUUCAGGUAACUACAGACAGCCACUUUAACGACGGCAAAUGUGACCCUCAGGGCAGGCUAUGGGCAGGAACAAUGGGCCCACAGGACGAAAAAGGAGAGUUGCUGAAGAUGAACGUUUCUUCGCUGUAUCGAAUGCACUCUGACCUCACUCUGAAAAAGUGUGUUGAAAAGGUUUCGGUGUCAAAUGGUCUGACGUGGAGUCCUGAUAAGAAGCAUUUUUACUACAUCGAUUCUGAAGCCUUCUCCGUGGAUGCCUUCGCUUACGAUGACCUCACGGGACAAAUAAAGAAUCGUCGCGUCCUCUUGGACUACAAGAAAUCCAACCUUGGCGACGACAUUCCCGACGGCAUGACUUGUGACGUCAGUGGAAACUUGUGGGUCGCAAACUUCAAAGGAAGUAAGGUCAUAUGUGUAGCCCCAGAAACAGGUCAAAUCAUCGACCAGGUCAAUUUGCCUUCCAAGAAUGUGACCUCUGUGUGCUGGGGUGGCCCAGACUACAGCACACUUUACGUGACCUCAGGAAAGAUGAGACUGAUCCCCGAAGAGGUCAAGGAGAUACCAGCUGCCGGAGGCACUUUUGCCGUGACUGGCCUUGGAACGAAGGGUCAAGCAGCCAACGCCUUUCGACCUGACCUCAACCUUUUCAGGACUAAAGUAGGAUUAUAGGAUUUCCAGGCUUUAUGAGUUCCAUUCAGAAAGCCUCUUAAUUUCUAUGACAGAAUUUUAUAUCGAAGACGCUGAGGUUACUCUCUCUCUCUCUCUCUCUCUACGAAUUGUGUUUGAGGACACGACUUUCAAGGUAGUAGAGGAAAAGUGGUCAAAAUUUA